Macrobrachium nipponense is the source of this 3297-nucleotide messenger RNA. RefSeq names its product cap-specific mRNA (nucleoside-2'-O-)-methyltransferase 2-like (gene aft). The record is from RefSeq and is a predicted model, not a curated record. The coding region runs from base 613 to 3066 and encodes 817 amino acids. Gene Ontology annotation, biological process: 7-methylguanosine mRNA capping. Gene Ontology annotation, cellular component: cytoplasm; nucleus. NCBI's taxonomy places the organism in Eukaryota, Metazoa, Arthropoda, Malacostraca, Decapoda, Palaemonidae. Gene Ontology annotation, molecular function: methyltransferase cap1 activity. The transcript is spliced from 7 exons.
ACGCCCUUGGCACGUAUCAGUUUGACAUUGUUUUGAUCUCGUGAGUGAUUUGUUUUCAAAAUAUUGACUGCAUUUAGUGUCGCGAUUUCAAUGAUGUCUGAAGAAAUGACGCUUUUUUUCGGGGGAUGUGUCGCGAUGUCAUUUGUGAGGGCGAUCGGAAGCCGCCUCUCCUAGACCAAAUCGCUUUUGCCAAGUCAUAGAGUGAAUUAGCAUCAAAUGCAGCCCAGUAGGCUGUCAACCAAGGCAAAAGGAGGUCCAUGGAGUAUGGCAGCACCUCAGCAGCUUGUUGAUGUUAAAGUCAAGGUGGAGUCUAAGCCAUCUGGAAAGCCCUUGUGCUUGUUGGACUUGAAGGUUGCGAAGGAUCUUUCUUCGGAAACUGAGAAGAUCCGUAUGGAAAUGAGCCCAGAAACUUUGUUAGCUGCUGUGGAAUCUUUAAAUAAAGUGAGAGCUCAGUUAGAUUCUAUUGCCAAGAAAACAAGUGCGUAGUGUAGUGGGUUUUGAGUUAUAAUUUUUUUUAUGUACUGGAAAAAUAUAUAAAAUUCUUUAAAGUACCACUAUCACAAAUUACAAGUACUACUGUACCAUAAGUUUUAUGAAGAUUUUGAGGUGAAAAUGACAGACAUUCAAGGAGAGCAGUGUCAGCUGGGAAGCAAUGAAUCCAACAAUGCUGAGAUGUCUGAAAAGGAAAAUCACAGCCAGCCAACCCCUCUUGUUGAUGCAGGACCAAGUAAUUUUCCCAUUGAUGAAUUUGUCAGUGAAGAUGUACCAUUCUAUGGAAAGCAUGCAAACAAUAGGCAUGCAAGAGGGGGAUUGCAAAAUAAGAGGCAGCAACGUAAUGCUACAAACUUUGGAAAACGGAAGAGAAUUGACAACGCGAGUGGCCACAUGAAGUUUGAAGAAAGAGAUUACAGUCUUCUCGAGUAUACAGACUAUGUGCAAGCCCAAUUAGAUGUAGAAUCUCACUUCAACAAAAAGUUCUCCUUCGAAAAGCCACCAGGUGACGGUUGUGGUGCUUGGGUACUGCCAGCUGCUGAGUCCAUGUGGACCCAAAGGAUUUGGCUGGAUGAUGAUUUGCAAGCUGCGAAGACCCAUUUAAACGAAAUUAAAGGGCAGCUAAGUUACAAAAACAUAGCAAAUUGGCAUGCACAUACAAAGAAUACAAAUCCAGCCGAAAACAUUGCAUAUGAAGUCAGAAGACGAUCCGGUCCUGAAAUGGUCACUCAAGCGUGGUUGAAGUUUUACGAAAUUGUGAAUAAUUACGAAGUUAUUCCCGUGGAAGAAGAAGAAGAAAAUUUGGUAACCAGCAGUGAGGAGGAAAAGGAGAAUGAAUGUAAAGAGAAGGCUUUCCGCUCUGUACAUCUUUGUGAAGCUCCAGGUGCUUUCAUUCUUGCUCUGAAUCACUACUUGGUAGUCCAUAGACCACAGCUUCAGUGGCAGUGGUUAGCCAGUACUAUCAACCCCUAUUAUGAAGGAUCCCCUUCUGACAUUUGUGUGGUUGAUGACAAAUUAAUCAACCACACCAUGCACAAUUGGACAUUUGGAGAAAACAACACUGGAGACUUGAUGGAGAAGGAGAAUAUGCAAGACCUUAUACACCAAGCAAGUUACAUGGGAGCUGUACAUCUUGUUACUGCUGAUGGUAGUAUUGAUUGCCAAGCUGACCCUGGAGAACAAGAAAAGGAUACCCAUAACCUUCACCUUUGUGAAGUGGUUGCUGCUCUAUCAAUAUUGGCAGUUGAAGGAUCUUUUAUAAUCAAGAAAUUUACAAUGUUUGAAAGUGAGACUGUGAACCUUAUGUAUUUCUUGUGUUGUGUAUUUAAGGAAGUUCAUGUUUUUAAGCCAGGAACAAGCAAAGAAGGUAAUUCUGAAGUUUAUGUUGUGUGUCUCAAGUAUUUAGGUAAAGAUGUGUGUUUUGAUCACCUUCAAAAGCUACUUGCUCAUUAUGGAAAGUUUGAUGUUGAUUCUAGCAUGUUUGAUAUAAAUGAUCUGCCUCUUGAUUUUAUGUUGCAGCUGAAAAAUUGCAUAGAAUUAUUCAAAUUUCAUCAGAUUAAAACUAUUUCCAAGAAUAUUUCUUUGUAUGGGAAAAUGACCGAAAAGGAUGAGCAGUAUCUUAAACUGUUGAAGUUCAAAGCCUGCCAAAUGUUUAUGGAGAAGAAUUACUGUGUUCGCAUUAGUAAAGAACAGUUGUUGACUCAAAAUAAAGUUGGCAAAGGAAGAUACCUCUUGGAAACAGACUUGAGUAAGCCAGUUACUAGUUGCUUUGUUAGAGCCAAGGAUUUGAGGGAGAAGUUGAACUAUGCCAAGUGUUACAUAAAUGAAUACAUUGAGGGGUUUACUACAAAAAAUUGGAUUAUUGAACUUAAUCAUGGAGAGAGAUAUGUGAAGUCAAAGUUUCCAGCAGUUGACCUUGAAGAGGUUGAUUUUGAUGUUUUAAGAGGCAAACCUUAUACCAGGGUAACGGCCUCCAAAUUUUGCUCUCAGAAAGUCUUGGAGUGCUUCAGAGUCUUGUAUAAAUUGUGGGAGAAUCUUGACAGCAUGCCUAAUCUUACUAUGGAUGAAUCUCUUCUGCAGUUGGUUACGAAAGAACAUCCAAAUGCAGAAGUCUUGAAAAGUAACAUUACCUUUGAUCCUACCUGUGACUUGGGAGCCAUGUUGGAAGUACUUUGUUUGAUAAGAGAGAAGAGAGUGGUGGUCAAUGGUAGUUUUAUCCUGUUUAACGUGACACUACUUUCACGUCUUCAGUGUGGACUGCUGUCUCUCUUUAGUGGUGCUUUCCAGAAUAUAGUAAUUUAUACUUCUCAUAAAUUUGGUGAAAGAGCACCAGUUAUUCUUCUAGAAAAUUUCAAAUCAAUGGAUCAUGGAGAAAAACUCUUGUGUGCAAUAGGGAGAACUGGAUGGAAUCCAUUUGAUGAAGAAAAAGCAGGUUCAGUUAACGUGUUACAAAUUGUAUCCUACCCUCAGUUGCUAGAAAAUGUUCGUUUAUGCAGCAUAUUUUAUUACAACCUUCACCAUUGCAUUCAUAGGUCACUGAGACUACUGAAUUGUUUAGAAGGAAUAAUAAAAUAAUGUGAUUUCCCUUACUGCACUCUAAGUUGGUUAUGGAAAAAAAAAAGUUUGUAUGAAAUUACCUUUGUCGCAAACUGAGGAGAUGACCCAUAUUUUUGUAUCUUUUAGAAUUUUCUCAAGUUUUCAUUGUUUGGUCUUAUUUAAUAUUGUUAAAAUCUUUUCCAGCUUUGCUUUUUUGUGUUGUUGUACAGUACAUUUUGUAAGGAAAUAAUUUAAUAAAUUUUAAUCCAA